AUGGAAACAACCCCCAACCCCCCCGCCCCCUUGGAAAGAAAUAUUUGUAAAAAAUAUAACCCGUGUCAGAAUGGCGCUACGUGUGGUAACAUCUGUAAGGGCUACAUCUGUAAGUGUCUUGCUGGUUGGGAAGGUGACAAAUGUGACAAAGAUAUAGAUGAGUGUGCUAAGUCGCCCUGUGGUCUAGGUACCUGCAAAAACAUCGAUGGGUCAUUUACGUGCAUAUGUCCACGUGGAUUAUCGGGAACUUACUGCGAAAUAGAUAUCAACGAGUGCUCUGAUAAUCCAUGUAAAAACGGAGCCGGAUGCACGAACACACACGGUUCAUUCAAUUGUAGUUGCGUACCUGGAUGGAAGGGGUCAGAAUGUGAUCAAGAUAUUGACGAAUGUAAGGCAAAUCCUGAUCUGUGUCAGAACGGAGGAAAAUGCCUGAACAAACAGGGGUCAUUCGAAUGUACGUGUGCAGAAGGAUGGACAGGGUCACUUUGUAGUUAA
This is a messenger RNA of Magallana angulata, 495 nucleotides long. Its product is annotated as fibropellin-3-like. Gene Ontology annotation, molecular function: calcium ion binding. Lineage: Eukaryota; Metazoa; Mollusca; Bivalvia; Ostreida; Ostreidae. The transcript is spliced from 5 exons. The record is from RefSeq and is a predicted model, not a curated record. Bases 1 to 495 code for a protein of 164 amino acids.